GGCGGGACUUCCGGCGGGUGACGCACCCGGGAUCGGCUACAAAAGACGACGGCUGCGGCGCGCCGGGCGGAACUUUCCAGAACGCUCGGUGGGAGGCGGAGGAGCGGCGGCUGCCCGAGCAGCGCACAGCUAAGCGCUCCUUUCCGCUUCACUGCGUGGGCCUCUGCCCUCUCACCGGCUGUAGAAAAUGGUGAAAGAAACCACUUACUAUGAUGUUUUGGGAGUCAAACCCAAUGCCACUCACGAAGAAUUGAAGAAGGCAUAUAGAAAACUGGCUUUGAAGUACCACCCUGAUAAGAAUCCAAAUGAAGGGGAGAAGUUUAAACAGAUUUCUCAAGCUUAUGAAGUUCUCUCUGAUGCAAAGAAAAGGGAGUUAUAUGACAAAGGAGGAGAACAGGCAAUUAAAGAGGGUGGAGCAGGUGGUGGUUUUGGUUCCCCCAUGGACAUCUUUGAUAUGUUUUUUGGAGGAGGAGGAAGGAUGCAGAGAGAAAGGAGAGGUAAAAAUGUUGUACAUCAGCUCUCGGUUACCUUAGAAGAUUUAUAUAAUGGUGCCACGAGAAAACUGGCUCUGCAAAAGAAUGUGAUUUGCCAUCAGAUAGGACCUGGAAUGGUUCAGCAAAUUCAGUCUGUGUGCAUGGAGUGCCAGGGCCAUGGAGAACGGAUCAGUCCUAAAGAUAGAUGUAAAAGCUGCAAUGGAAGGAAGAUAGUUCGAGAAAAGAAGAUUCUGGAAGUUCAUAUUGACAAAGGCAUGAAAGAUGGCCAGAAGAUAACAUUCCAUGGUGAAGGAGACCAAGAACCAGGAUUGGAGCCAGGAGAUAUUAUCAUUGUGUUAGAUCAGAAGGACCAUGCUGUUUUUACUCGACGAGGAGAAGACCUUUGCAUGUGUAUGGACAUACAGCUGGUUGAAGCAUUGUGUGGUUUCCAAAAGCCAAUAUCUACUCUUGACAGUCGAACCAUAGUCAUCACCUCUCAUCCAGGUCAGAUUGUCAAGCAUGGAGAUAUCAAGUGUGUGCUAAAUGAAGGCAUGCCAAUUUAUCGUAGACCAUAUGAAAAGGGUCGCCUAAUCAUCGAAUUUAAGGUAAGUUAUAAAGUACUUAAGAAUAUUUGAGAAUUGGCUGUAUGUGGUAGCUCACACCUAUAAUUCUAGCAUUUUGGGAAACCAAGCUGAGAGGGGAUUACUGUGGCCAUCUG
Messenger RNA from Otolemur garnettii (small-eared galago), 1191 nucleotides. RefSeq names its product DnaJ heat shock protein family (Hsp40) member A1 (gene DNAJA1). Bases 188 to 1108 code for a protein of 306 amino acids. Gene Ontology annotation, molecular function: Hsp70 protein binding. Gene Ontology annotation, biological process: protein refolding. Gene Ontology annotation, cellular component: cytoplasm; cytosol. The record is from RefSeq and is a predicted model, not a curated record. Lineage: Eukaryota; Metazoa; Chordata; Mammalia; Primates; Galagidae. The transcript is spliced from 8 exons.